AUGUCUGAAGACUCGGACUACGAGCCGUCGCAAGACGUUGAGAGUCAGAUCGAGUCCAUCGCCAGUCGUCUCGUCCAUCGCACCGGCAAUCACGGCCCGCUCGAUCCACAAGUCCUGGCUUACUUGAGCUCGCAGUCGGAUACCCAGGUAUUCGGAUGGGGUGAGAGUGCCGACAGCAUGCCCGCUGACGACUGUGAGUAUGCCACGAAUAUCUCUUAG
Messenger RNA from Peniophora sp. CBMAI 1063, 219 nucleotides. The record is from the annotation of a GenBank genome assembly. Lineage: Eukaryota; Fungi; Basidiomycota; Agaricomycetes; Russulales; Peniophoraceae.